CCCGACCUACAUCACACAUCUCACGUCUCCUAGCUACCUACCCAUCUCCAGCUUCUUUUUGGAGUCCACUCUGUUUUCUCCUCUUUAAUCAAUCCCUCUUCUGCCUCAAGCCAGUUGGGCAGCAGGCAGCCUUUUGGCCCCUGCAGCAUGUUGCAUCGGUGUCCUGCAACAACACCACACACAACGACAACAACGCCAACAAGGAUGCGCAUCGCGAUGCUUCCAGCCAGCUUCUCGAACCACAAUCCCCUCUCCCGCCCCUAGCCACUCCAUCGAGAUGCUACCUCUUGCAUUGCACGAUUUGCCCCCGACAACGUGGUAGAAUCAUCCUUUUAUCGACUCCACACGUUCCCAGCAGCUCCAUGAGGAAAGUCAGCAACCAUCAUGCAUUCAGCCUAGCCCCAUUUACCCGUUGCCGCUCGGAGAUGGCUACACCGUUUGAAGGGCCAGAGCCGGCAUGGUCCCCGAGGUCCGGGACGAUAAACAACACCUGAGAGCGAAGAAAAUCGUUAAUAUCGCUGCUGCAGCCAGCGAAAAUCUUCAUCUCCGUUCUCCUCGUUGUUUUCGUCUUGACCCAAGCCAUCGUCGUCGAGUGCAACACAUGCUCAGUCUUGUCGCUCUGGGUCCAGCCUCUACUCUCAGGCCAAUCUCGUAUCCAUGGAGCAAUUGGCUUACAUGCCCGCACCCCUGCCGCCCAGAAUGCGCCAUUCGCUUGAGCUCUUAUUGAGCCCUGCGCCGUACACCGACAAGGAUCUCUUAUCUCUGCUCAGUGCUCCCUUUUCCUCGCAUACUUGCAUACUUCCCCGACCCUUGCGGGUACGGUCUUCGCAUUUGCCCUAGCUACCUGAACUGUGGAAUACGGGCUCCAGAAUAGACCAAUAUAACACGCUUCUCCAUCUUGUGCGCGCAGCUGGCUGUUGAAGCCUCCUUCAUCAUCUACAUGUCAUUGCUGCCUUUCCACUUCCGGUCAUCGAUAUCUGCUGUCUUGUAUGCACUGUGCGACACACUCUCUCAGCCCCAGCUCUCCAUGUAGUUAGCUAUACAUUUCGUUAUCCCCAAGGAUGUGCCUAUAGCCCUGUGUUUCUUCCCACCCCACUCUGAUCGACAUUUCCCUCCCCACCCACCGCCCGUCUGGUUCUAUACGCUUUACACUCUUCGCACCCGGUACAUGCCUGAGUCAUGUCGGCACGAGGGGCCAGGAGUAGAAAGGCAGUCGAAAAGAACAUUGAAAAGCAGGAGAAAAAGGCGGCUGUCAAGCAAAAAGCUCCCGUGCAAACCAUCCGAAAACCAGGCGAUGCUUUCGGGUCCAACAUCCACCCAUCCAGACAGAUCACGGUAUCAAGCGACGUAAGCCGCGCGACCUCCUCCCGGACCAGCUCCACGAACGGUAGCAAUGCACGGCCACUGUUCGUCUCGGCAAGCUCGCAAGAUUCCCACGAUUACAGGCGAAACGGCCGUCCUCCAACGUCCACCAGCGGCUCUACUUCGGUGUCGGAUGGUGGGUCGGGCAAAGGCAAUGACAAGAACAAGUACACUGCCAAAGGAAACAAGGAGACCAAAGCUCCGCGGGGACGAGGCGGUGGUGUUCCUUUGAAGAAGCCUGCGGAGCCGCUGCAACCCCCGCUGCUUCGAGCCGAGACCUCCCUCGCAUUCACCCCUACAAACCAGAAGACAUGGAUGAACUUUCGGAUAUGGGAUGGCUCAGUACAGGGUGUGAAACCGUAUGGCGGGUUUGAUUUUGAUGAACACAUGCAGACCGGAACUGUUCUCAUCUACUUCAAAGAGGAGCAGGUCAAUGAGGACCGUCCAGUUCCACAACUACGCGCCGAGUACGAGAUACUGGAAAAUUCCGGCUCCACAUGGAUCAACAACGCCUUGCUGUACGGCCGUCUCGAAGAUGCUGAUAUGGACGAUGAGGAGUGGAUGUACGAAGCCAGACGCCAAUCCUCACUUUCACCGCAGUCGGUAUCGCCCAAUUUCCCACGACCAUCUGGUCAACGCAUGCUUGCGCCGACCUCGCCCUCGGGUCUAUCCUCGCCACCGUCCUUACACAUUGACCAGCAAUACUGGGGAGUUCCUGGAAACGGUACUGCCUCUAGAGCGCAGUACUACUCCGAAUCGAAUGCAUCCGAUGGGCAGUCUUCACAGCGAGCAAGCCAAAUACAACCCACUCACGAGUUGUGGUUUACAGCCCCAGAGGGCUUGAAGACGCCGCACGCCCAGCGAAUGCAUUUCGUCGCGGUACGGAAUUUCCUCGCCAUAUUGCACGGAAAGCCUCUAGUGGGGGCCGACAUGUUUGACAUGCUUACGACCCUGCAAGCCGAGAUCCAGGUCAUGUACGAUCUGGACCAUGAUACCCACACACGAACAUCGUCAAGCGAGCGGAGCGUGCAGAUGAUCAUCAACUACAUAAUCAAAUACCAGCUGGACGAUGUGCGGCAAAGUAUCAAACAGGCCAUGUGUUUGCUGGCCUGGGCAGAGCAAGAUAAUGUCCGAUGGAAGCAAGGCUAUCUGGAGUGUUUCGUCCAUCUGACAGGUGUUAUGGUGCCACAGCUCGAGGAGGUUCCCGAGUUCAAAAGGCUUUCCCUCGUCACGAGGAGGAACCUCGGAAUUGCGGCCAAGCAGCUACAGCUCCGCAUUAUGGAAGCCGAGGAGAAGUUGGGCCCAUUCGAUUUCGACGAUAUCUGGUUUGACCCUGCCAAGUCGGGAAAUCAUGCCGUUUUCCAGAGCUAUCAGACUUUCAAGCAGUUUUUGAUCAACUACUACACAGGCACCUACGGGAACUGGCCACCGAUGCAAGGGAAGAGCUGGCUUAACAGAAAAAUCGCGUUGGAUCUGCAAAACGACUUUGGCGCCCUGUACGACUACCUGGUGAACCGCGACGUGGUGUGGGACUCGCGCGAAGAGAGGCCAGGCAAGAAGUGGCAGAUGGCGAAUCCCAAAUCCGAGGACUUUAGGGCCGAUCGUCCAGACUUGUCAGUCACUGAUAUGAUUGUGACUUACGACAGCAAACACGGGUAUCUGCAUAUUCCGCACCCGUACGCGCUUCUUCCCCGCGACAUUCCGCAGACUAAAAGCAAGCCCGCGCCUGUUCAGAAGAAAGGCCUGUUUGGGAUGAAGAAGGCCAAACCAGAGGCGACCAAGGAUCCAAAAGCGCAUCUGCAAUUGUCGAUCAUCUACAGCGAUGCCACCAACAUUGAGAAACUCGAUGACUCUUUCAAAGGGAGCCCCUUGAUUGACGCUUUCGAGACUUUCGAACUCUCAAAUCCUUUACGACCUAAUACUACGCCACGCGAAGCCCGUCUCGGCUGCUGGCUUCUCCUUUACCCGAUUCUCCAAUACCUCUCGACGCUUUCGGUCGACUCGUUAACACUCAAGCAUGCUACUGGGGUACGCUACUUCCUCAAUGCGGACCUCAAACGGCUGCCAGAGUGGGUGACGACUGGACAAGCGCUGGUAGAGUCGAUCGAAGAUGCACAACGACGGAGCUGGUGCUGGAACCGCAGUUGGAGCCCCGAGAAAGGACAUGUCAAGUCCGGACAACCGGCGGAACUCGACGGCGAGGGGGUAGAUCGGGCGCAGGAAUUUGGCAGUGGCGGUGGGGAAAUGCAGAGGAGUGUUGACGGAGUGUAUACGCACCCGCAAAUGCCGAUGCAGAUGCAAUCACUGAGCCCCAUUCACGGCGGACACGCCGGUAACAUGGAUGGAGGAUCAUUCGAUCCCACCGCAAGGAGGGAUAGCAGGCCGCAGGUACUGAACCCCUCCGCCUUUCACCAACCGCCUCCGUCGACCCAGCAGCAGCAGCAGCAGCAGCAGCAACUUCCCCAGUACAGUUCCACUUCAACCAUCCAAAACGACAUCCAACGCAUCGGCGAGAAAAUCGACUCAUUCAGCCUGUCCCAGCCUCAGCCCCAUCAUCAACAACAACGCUACUACAACUCCUCUCGCGCCCCCAACCCAACCCUCGAAAAACUAAAAACCACACACGAAGACUUCCCCUACCCACCCCAACACCAAGCUCUCUCCAGAAUGGACUCUUCAUACCGCCUCACAGCAAGCGACUACGCGUCCCCAACAUCCGUCCCUCCCUCUCCAUCAGAACAAUACCCCUCCCCACCCCCACCAUUCUCCUCAACUCCUUCAUCACCACCCCAAAACCCCUCGUCCGAAGACCAAACCCGUGCCCGAGACGAAACCGAAGACAGCGAAACCGCACCCCCCACACCCAGACUGCCCUCACGCAACCCCCUCCGUCCACCAAGCAUCUCAUACAUGAGUAGCCCCCGGGGCGGCGUAUACGACCGCUUCAACGAAAUCGCACCGACUUCCCACCCCCCUCCUUCCCUCACCUCCUCCACACCAACCCCACACAACGACACCGCCAAAUUCGACAACCCACCCCGCUUCCCUCCAAGACACACAUCGCGAUUCGGCCCAGGCUCACCCCACGGCGCCUUCGGCGUCGGCGCCGCAGACUUCAUGGAUCCUUUCCCCCUCCCUUCUGCCUACCACCCCUUCCACGCCCAUACCCACCACGCUCUAUCCUCGGAUCCGCGCUCCACCCCGCAUACCAGCACCACCUCGACCUCGUCGUCGUCGAGCACCGCGCCCCAAAGUCUGAUCAAUAGCGCGAGUUUGGGGAAUUUGGCUGGCAGCUUUGUGCCGGGCGCGUUGUUGGGUCGCGCGAGGAGCGUCAGGAGUAAUUCUAGCUCUACGAGUAGUGCUGGCGGCGGUGGAGGCGGUGGAGGCAGGAGAGCGGGGAGCGGAGGGAGCUAUUACGAGGUUUGGAUUGAGGGCGGACCGGGGAGUGGUGCGGGUGGUGGAGGGAAGAGGAGGAAGUAGGAAUCGAUUUGCGCUUUUGAAAAAGGAUUAGGGCGGAGUGUAUAUGAUACUUCUUUAUUUUCUUCCCUGACCUUACUCUUGACGCACGUUUUUAUUUUACAUUGUUUCUUUAUUUUAUUUUUUCGUGUCUCUCGUUCUUUCUCUUUUUUUUCUUUCUUCCCCUUCUUCUUCUUCUUUUGUAGGAUGAUGGAGGAGAAGGAUGGUAUUCAUGUAGGAUUCUUCACUUAUAGUCUAAAACUAACAACAAAAAUCAAAUCCUAAUUGUUUUUUUUUUAUCCUCUGCUUUUUAUCCUUUAUUCCCCCUUCUCCCCUGCUCUUAUAUAUAUUUAAAAUAAGCGUGCAUACACAUAUAUACAAACCUUGUAUUACCACCCUCUUCCACUCACAUCUCCCCCCACCUUCCCUUCCCCCCCAGAAAAAAAAAAGAAAAAUUCUAUUUCGCCCAAGUUGUCAAAUCUUUAAUAACUAACCCUCCUAACCUUACUACUUACAUAUCCCUAGCGUCUUAACAUAAAACAUACCUUCUCUUUCUCUCUUCUCUUGCACUCUAUCUCUAUCUCUAUUCUAAAACAUUAACACUAACAAAGAAAAAUAAAAGUAAGAAAUAGAGCCGUAUAUUACACUCUAUGUAGUCUGAAAACGCAUGCUAUCCACGCUAGGAAAUAUUUAUUGUACUGUACUGGACUACUGCGAUACGCGAGCUUUAGCUUUAGCUUUAGCUUAGCUUUGAUGAUUUCCCCCACACACGCUGGCGUUGUUGUUGUUGUU
This is a messenger RNA of Periconia digitata, 5610 nucleotides long. NCBI's taxonomy places the organism in Eukaryota, Fungi, Ascomycota, Dothideomycetes, Pleosporales, Periconiaceae. The record is from the annotation of a GenBank genome assembly.